Eurypyga helias (sunbittern) is the source of this 723-nucleotide messenger RNA. RefSeq names its product phosphatidic acid phosphatase type 2 domain containing 1B (gene PLPP5). Lineage: Eukaryota; Metazoa; Chordata; Aves; Eurypygiformes; Eurypygidae. Gene Ontology annotation, molecular function: phosphatidate phosphatase activity. Bases 1 to 723 code for a protein of 240 amino acids. Gene Ontology annotation, biological process: phospholipid metabolic process. The record is from RefSeq and is a predicted model, not a curated record. The transcript has 6 exons.
AUGGAGUUCUUGCCGCCGUUCCAGCGCGUGCUGCAGCCCGAGGAGAUGUGGCUUUACCGAAACCCGCACGUGGAGGUGGAUCACGUACCCACGGUGCCCAUGUUUUUCAUCGCGUUUCUGUCUCCCUUAUUGCUCAUUGUCCUGGCAAGGGUGUUCCUGAACGCCGACCGAGAGGACACGCGGGAAGCCUGCCUUGCUGCCAGCCUUGCUCUCGCCCUGAACGGGGUUUUUACAAAUGCCCUGAAGCUCAUCGUGGGGAGGCCACGGCCGGACUUCUUCUAUCGAUGCUUCCCCGACGGACGAGCGAACGCGGAGCUGGUGUGCACGGGUGACCCUGGCGUAGUCACCGAGGGCCGCAAAAGCUUCCCCAGCGGACACGCCUCGUUCGCCUUCGCCGGCCUCGCCUUCUCUGCCUUCUACAUAGCCGGGAAGCUGCACUGCUUCGCUCCCGGCCGCGGAGGCAGGGCUCUGCGCCUCUGCGCCUUCCUCCUCCCGCUGUUCCUCGCCACCCUCAUCGCCGUGUCCCGCACCUGUGACUACAAACACCACUGGCAAGAUGUGUUGGUUGGCUCAGCCAUCGGCUUCGUGCUCGCCUACCUCUGCUACAGGCAGUAUUACCCUCCUCUGAUGGACUCCAUGUGCCACAAACCGUUUCUGUACAAACCCAAACUGCCAGCGCCCCCAGGAAAGCCUGCAGCUUCCGGCUUUCACCUGGAUAUAUAG